GCGGGUUGGCGGAAAGCGGCUACGCUGCGGCACUGGUCGAACGUCCCGCCGCCCUCGCUGCUGCUCCUCGGAAACGAAGUGGCGCCGCCAUUUUCUCCGGCGGACCAAAGUGAGCGUCGCGGUUGUGGACGGCCCUAGUUGAACGUUAGCGCCGAUAAUUCUGCAGAGAAGGCCUCUCAGAAACACCUGAGCAGCCAGACCGCUUCCCAUUUCAUCUGGAAGGUAACUAUUUCGGGGAAGGAAGCUCGAAAGCACAUCGUCUCGCUCUUUGCUGGCCAAAAAUCUUUAUGUACAGGCUUAAGAAAAUUCUCUUAAUAAGGCUAAGCUAAAAUGAGUGGCUGUCGUGUCUUCGUUGGACGUCUAAGUCCACAUGCUCGGGAGCGUGAUGUGGAGAAGUUUUUUAAAGGAUAUGGCCGCAUACGUGAAAUUCAUCUGAAAAAUGGCUUUGGUUUUGUGGAAUUUGAAGAUCACAGAGAUGCAGAUGAUGCAGUUUAUGAGCUGAAUGGUAAAGAACUGUGUAAUGAAAGGGUUACAAUUGAACAUGCCAGAGCCCGAAGAGGAGGUAGGGGCAGAUAUCCUCAACGAUUCAAUUAUUACCAAUCCUAUGGAGGUGGAUCUAGCCAGUAUGGUCCACCUCUUCGUACUGAACACAGACUUAUAGUUGAAAAUCUUUCUUCGCGUGUCAGCUGGCAGGAUUUGAAGGACUUCAUGAGAAAGGCUGGAGAAGUGACUUUUGUAGAUGCUCACAGAAACAAUCCAAAUGAAGGUGUUGUAGAGUUUGCAUCGUCUAGUGACAUGAAGAGUGCAAUGGACAAGUUGGAUGGCAGUGAGUUGAAUGGACGCAGAAUUAAAUUAGUUGAAGAUCGCAAAAGGCGCAGAAGCAGAUCCCGUUCACGAAGUUAUUCAAGAUCUCGCAGCAAAUCUAGAUCUGCAAGAUCUUCCAAGUCAAGCAGCAAGUCUCGCUCUCGCAGCCGUACACCUAAGAGAAGCUCUCGCAGCCGUACACCUGAGAAGAGAAGCUCUCGCAGCCAUACACCUGAGAGGAAGAGCUCUGAGAAAAACCACCACUCUGGCCCACAGAAUUCCUCUCCAUCUCCUCCUCCAGCCAAGAAGAGGUCUCGCUCUAGGUCAAGUUCUGCUGAAAGCCGCAGUUAAGGUAUUUUGAGAGAUGUAUAAAUACUUCAUUUCUAAGUCAAAAUUUUCUACAAGCUUAAAAUAAAUUGCAGGUGUGUGUAAGGAGGAAAUUCAGCAGGUGAGCAUAGACAUCAGAAGUGUGGGUGUAAACUUCCAUACCAUCUUAAUGGAGUUGGGUAAAUUGUAAUUAUUAACUAAAGUAAAUUGAAUUGACAAUUUAUAAUUAUCUAAAUGUGUUAUGUGUGCUGCUUUAAGUAAAUUGUUGCUGGCUAAAGCAGAACACAUAUGGGGAGUUUUAUCCUUGCUGUUGAAUAUAAUGAUCUCAAGACAUGGAUUGUGGUACCACUUUUGACUGUGCUUCUUGUUUGCACAUAGAUUACCUCCUAGUAGGCAUUUUCGCACUCUUAGCUGAACUGCACUGGCCAUUAACAUGCAAUUUAAAGAAUUUCCAGCUAUAACAUUCCCAUUAUACACUUAUCCUUUUGUAGUGAGCAAGGGUAUAUUUGGAUUCUGUAUGAGUGAUGUUGCUUAUUCUAUACUAGCAUUUACAUAAAUAGUAAUCAUCCAGGGAGGAUGUUUAAAAUGUUACCUGGCAAAGCAGAAGUGGUUCAUUUUUUAAAAUCCUAGUUUAGAAUGAGUCCUGAAAAAAGAAGUGCAUUUUCUGUAUUGAGUUGUAUAUGGAUAGGGCAAGAAGUUUUUCAGAACUUUUUUCCUGUGUUAAAUCCCCCAAACAGAAGGGAGGUGUCCAAUAAGCAGCUUGGAAGCACAUGCAACCUGUGGUCUAAGAAGGCCUCAUCUCACAGAGGAAGUCCUUUGGAAAUUACUUUGCUGGAAUUCCUAUAUUAAUGUCAAGAAGAGAGCUUUUUUCCCCUGUGUGGCUACCAGAGAGUAGCACUAAAUAGUACAGGUGCACGUGGUAUAAGUAGUAGCAGUUUGUCAAAUUUAAGGGGUGAGGAUUACUCUUGAACUGUCAACCCAAACUUCCAGUAAAAGCUUAAUGUGAUGUGAAUGUAUUAAUGCUGAAGUGUAAAAGGGCAUCUUUCUUAGGUUUACAAAACAUGCUUUUGUUUUUGUUAGUAGGUAGUACAUUGUUAGUCCUUAACCAUAUUGUGGUCACAAAAUUAUCUGGCUUCCAGUUACCUAAAAUGAGGGAAUCUGUUUGAAAUAUUGUAAAUUGGCCCCUAAAAUGUUUAAAUGUAUUGAUGUAAUACAGUACAUACAAUAAAUGUUUUCCCCCUGCUUACUGCA
Molecule: messenger RNA, 2382 nt
Organism: Sphaerodactylus townsendi
Lineage: Eukaryota; Metazoa; Chordata; Lepidosauria; Squamata; Sphaerodactylidae
Product: serine/arginine-rich splicing factor 5-like
Exons: 9
Coding region: 331-1155 (274 amino acids)
Cellular component (GO): nucleus; ribonucleoprotein complex; cytoplasm
Molecular function (GO): mRNA binding
Source: RefSeq, a predicted model, not a curated record